AUGGAAGCCGUUGUGUUUAUCGCUGUUGCCAGUAUAAUAGUAAACACAGUGAAAGCAGUGGAGCCGAAGCAAUUGAAUCUAGCCCUCGAAACAGUCCUUCAAUUUGACGAGAAAGACCGAGCAGCCGACCUAGCCGUCCUAGACAAAGUGCAAGAUUUCCUAGAUAAAAUUAAAAAUGCCAUGCAAACCAGUGGUAGGAGAAGUAGCGGAAAUGAUAUAUCAUUCACAGAUUUCAUUCUUAAAGCAGCUAAAAUUCUAAAAAGUCUCAAAGACGAUGAACUGGAAGAAGCAUACGUCAUUAUCAAUGAUGAAUCGAGACGAUAUAUUAACACAGAUACUGAGUUAAGAGAGCUAUUCGAUGAUAAUGACAUGAGAAGGUACGUUUCUCAGAAAUUGCAUGAUAACAAGGAGAUGGCAGCUCAUGACUUGCGUAGGCAUAUAGAUGCAGUAAUUACCCUAAUAGGACUUAAUCGAGAAGCUGGAGAAAAUACCGACUUAUUUCAAAUUGGGAAUACUUUGUAUGAAGGUGCUAGUGCUACAUUGAGGAAAGCUCUUAGUGACCUAAAGAACAUGAGAAGAGGUAAAGAAUAUAAUACAGGGAACUCGUUAAGAAGAGUGCUCGCUUCGCUUGCAUUGAAGCAUUAUGACUCGCUCGGUGAUGCUGUAAAAACUCAAUUAAAAAAAUUGAUCAAAAAUUAUUGGCAAACAUAUAUUGAAAGCAAUGGACCCAAUGCCUUACGCAGCUACAUAACUACUACUAGGCGUACGUUGAAUCAAUGGAAAACACGCAAACAUAGAUAUUACGAUACUUUUACGGCACAAACAAAAAAGACAUAUUCACCAAAAAACAUUAACUUUUUUAAAAACAAACCUUAUAAAAAACCGGAGGUUUUCGUAUCUAAUGACGAUUUAAAGACGUUGCUUGGUAUGCAUAUUAAUCAACCAAAAUCAAAUCAAAACCCAGGGUGCUGA
Messenger RNA from Cydia fagiglandana, 972 nucleotides. RefSeq lists its product as uncharacterized. The record is from RefSeq and is a predicted model, not a curated record. Lineage: Eukaryota; Metazoa; Arthropoda; Insecta; Lepidoptera; Tortricidae. The transcript is spliced from 3 exons. The coding region runs from base 1 to 972 and encodes 323 amino acids.